Trachymyrmex septentrionalis is the source of this 2102-nucleotide messenger RNA. RefSeq names its product leishmanolysin-like peptidase (gene Invadolysin). Gene Ontology annotation, cellular component: cytoplasm; membrane. The record is from RefSeq and is a predicted model, not a curated record. The coding region runs from base 17 to 2071 and encodes 684 amino acids. NCBI's taxonomy places the organism in Eukaryota, Metazoa, Arthropoda, Insecta, Hymenoptera, Formicidae. The transcript has 14 exons. Gene Ontology annotation, molecular function: metalloendopeptidase activity. Gene Ontology annotation, biological process: proteolysis; cell adhesion.
GGCGGGCGCGCUCAGUAUGUGUCAUGCUUCGCGAUCGAGCGUGUUGUCCGUGAUGGCGGCCCGAGUGCGGUUGAAGAUGCGCUGCGGCACCGGCGUGUCGCCGCUCGCCGUUCUCCUCGCGAUGUGCGCUGUAUUGGGUCCUGCCAGUGGGAUGUUCGAGCACCGACACUGCGAUCACCAGCAUCCACGGGCACACGAGAUAAUUCGCGACGUACACAUCGAGCCAGCGCACGAAGUAAAGAAACGUAGCAUCAGCCAGCCAGUACGCAUUCUGCUAUCUUACGACGAGAGCGUCUUCAGGUUGGACGACGAGAAGCUGGAUCUCAUUAACAAUACUAUCCUACCUGAAGCUGUGCAUUUUUGGGAACGAGCAUUGAUGGUGCGAGAGACGAAGAGUACUAUCAGAUUGAACAGGAAAUGCGAGAGUAGUCAAGUUUUCGUCAAGGACCACCACACACACUGUAUAGAUACUUGCCGUCCUGUUACUAUGUGCGGUGAAGUACGCGUCCCGGAAGACCAUCUUGACGUUUGCAGAACGUGUAAUGCGACGGGACAUAAUUGUGGAAUAGCUAAAGGAAGUAAAGCUGGUCCGGGAAUCGACGGUGCCGAUUUUGUCUUUUAUGUAUCCGCCAUGCAGACUGAAAGAUGUCACAAGGGCUUAACAGUAGCCUACGCUGCUCAUUGUCAACAGGAAGCAGCCUUGGAUCGGCCGAUAGCUGGUCAUGCCAAUCUAUGCCCGGGAAGCAUCAGCACGAAACCACAGGAGUUGGAAACGUUGCUCAGCACCGUUAAACACGAGAUCCUGCACGCUUUAGGAUUUUCUGUGAGCUUAUACGCUUUCUAUAGAGACGAGAAUGGUGAGCCCAGGACGCCUAGAAGAAGCGAUACUGGAAAACCACCCCUUAAUGAAAAGUUACAAACGCACCAGUGGAGCGAGAACACGAUCAAAACCGUGGUCAGGCCUCGCUGGCAAGUGCAUGGCGGUUACGUGGAGAGGACGAUGCGAAUGAUAGUCACGCCUCGGGUCCGCGCCGAGGUUCAAGCGCACUUCAAUUGCUCGGAACUCGAGGGUGCAGAAUUGGAAGACCAGGGUGAGGAUGGCACAGCUCUAACACAUUGGGAGAAACGCGUAUUCGAGAAUGAAGCCAUGACAGGAACACACACGCAAAAUCCAGUUUACUCGAGGAUAACGCUCGCUCUUAUGGAAGAUACCGGUUGGUACAGCGCCAACUAUUCCAUGGCGCAAGAGCUAGGCUGGGGGAAAAAUCUGGGAUGCAACUUCGCUAUGAAAUCCUGCAAGGAAUGGAUAUCUACCAAAUAUCAGCCGUUACCAGGAAAAUCGAUACAUCCUUUUUGCAACAAAGUGAAACAGGAUCCGUUGCAGACCGAAUGUACGGACGAUCGGAGAUCAGUGGCCUUGUGUAAUCUGGUGAAAUAUUUGCAGCCACUGCCCAAGAAAUACCAAAACUUCGAUUCAAUUCCCCACGUACCAUCGGGAGAGGAACAAUACUACGGCGGGUCGGUAUCUCUGGCGGAUUACUGUCCUUACAUACAGGAAUUCACGUGGAGAGCGCGGAAUAUAGUAGUCAGAGGUUCUCAUUGUCUUUACGAGGAGAAUAAUCCGCACCCAGACAAGAAUUUCGCAUUAGAAAAAUACGGUCCUAAUUCGAGGUGUUUUGACCAUACUAAUGACAUGUGGGAAGAGAGAACUUGCAAACAAGCACGUCAGUGGCAGCAUUGGGGCUCCGGUUGCUAUUUAUAUAGAUGCGAAGCUGGGAGACUACACAUUAUGGUCGGCAAUUAUACGUAUGCUUGUUAUCAUGCUGGACAAGAGAUUAUUAUAAGAAUUAUGCAGAAUGGCUGGUUGCAUAAAGGUGCUCUAAUUUGUCCACCCUGCCGAGAUAUUUGUGAGGCGGAAUUUAAAGAACGAAAGGAGUGGUGUAAAUCUGUAGGAAACGAACGUCCACCUUCAUAUUAUCACAAAGACUAUCUUCACUGUGCGUCCGCAGAUAGUUUUAGUUUAAGUAUAUCAACGCUUAUUAUUGCAAUGUUAUCCUUCGUCGCUAGAUGAUACACUGUCUUUGUUAGUUAAUGUUUUAACA